AACCACACAUAACACACUCGCAAGCAAGAACUUUCCAGAGACCAAUUUUCUUAUAUAAACCAUCCCUUCAUAAUUUCAUUUUCAAAAUUCAAUCAAACCUUAAUUAUUUCUCAAUUUCGAUCUCAAAAAACAAACCCAUCAAUCACAGAGUUCCAUACAAUAUGCCAAGCAGAUCCACAGGAGUCAUCACACAGGACUGGAACCCUGUAGUACUCCACAAAUCAAAACCCAAGGCGACGGAUUUACGUGACCCCAAGGCAGUGAACCAGGCUCUACGAUCAGGUGCACCGGUUCAAACCAUAAAGAAAUCAGACGGAGGGUUAAACAAGAAAUCAGCAUCAGCGCCGGUGGUGAACGUACGAAAGCUGGACGAAGUAUCGGAGCCGGCUGCUUUUGACAGGGUGUCGACGGAGGUAAGACUGGCUAUACAGAAAGCGAGGCUGGGGAAGAAGAUGAGUCAGGCGGAGCUGGCUAAGCUGAUUAACGAGCAGCCUAAGGUGGUUCAGGAAUAUGAGAAUGGUAAAGCGGUUCCUAAUCAGGCGGUUUUGGGCAAGAUGGAGAAAGUUCUUGGUGUUAGGCUUAGAGGAAAGAUUGGAAGCAAAUGAUUGGAAAUAGUAAUGGUUUCUUGAUUGUGGUUUUGUAAAUUUGAACUUGUAUGUGUAUAUUUUGGCUUGCUAUUGUUUCUUGAAUUAUAUGUUAGUUGCAUUGUUUUUAAAACUGAACCGGUUUAGCGAUCAAAAAAAAAAAAAAACUGAACCGGUUUCUAGUACAACCGCCGGUUCAAUAAGUUGUGUAAAUUAUAUCAAAUAAAUAAAUUUUGGACACAUAUUAGGGUCUAUCUGAUUAAA
Messenger RNA from Mercurialis annua (annual mercury), 848 nucleotides. RefSeq names its product multiprotein-bridging factor 1c. Gene Ontology annotation, molecular function: DNA binding. Bases 162 to 605 code for a protein of 147 amino acids. The transcript has a single exon. The record is from RefSeq and is a predicted model, not a curated record. NCBI's taxonomy places the organism in Eukaryota, Viridiplantae, Streptophyta, Magnoliopsida, Malpighiales, Euphorbiaceae. Gene Ontology annotation, cellular component: nucleus.